Molecule: messenger RNA, 834 nt
Organism: Fusarium fujikuroi IMI 58289
Lineage: Eukaryota; Fungi; Ascomycota; Sordariomycetes; Hypocreales; Nectriaceae
Exons: 2
Coding region: 1-834 (277 amino acids)
Source: RefSeq, a predicted model, not a curated record
AUGGCGGCCUUUACACUUCCGGAUCCUCCGUCGGCGAACAAGACCAAUCUCGCCAUCGCAGAAUUGGUCCUUUACAUAAUUCUUUUCAUUCCGGUGGUACCGCUCGUUUGGAAACAUGGCAAGGCUGGAAUGACCUGCUGGCCAAUCUUCUUAUCCUACUUUCCGCUUCGGUUCGUCGCGGAUGGAUACCAGAUUGCCAAGCGCAAUGAUCCCGAGAUUCCCAAUGCGGUCAUUAUCAUGACCACUGCUGGAAGCAUUGCCUGUCUCUCGCUGACUAUAAUUGGGUUGAUCUAUGAAGUGAACGUCAUACUUCCACUGCCUCCAAAACGAUGGACUGAACGAAUCCUCCUCGCCGUUACUCAUCUCUCCAUCACCGCUGGCAUCACGCUGUCAACUUAUGGAGGAGCCCCCAAGUUCGGAGCCCCUGGUGGUGUCCUCUCACAGCAUCUCAACCAGAUCGGCACCUGCAUGAUGUUAUUCGUCAUGAUAUUCGGCGUAGGAUGGUGGCUCUGGUGGACGGGAAAACGCGUCACCGCCAUGAAGUCGCACCCCAACUUCAUCCCCGCGAGAUUCCUGCUUCUCACAGCUUGCGCGGCGUUUCCGUUCCAGCUUGUCCGGCUUGGCUACACCUUGACGUACUCCUUCACCCCGUACUCGAGUUUGGAUCCAGUUUCUGGAACCUUUGCUACUAGGCUGGUGCUUAUGUUUGGUAUGCAAAUGAUUGUUGCUGUGAUUGUUACUGUGGGUGGCUGGCGCGGAACUGGUGCUGUGCCAAAUUCUGCACAGAGUGGCAGGCGCCAGGGAUUUGGAAGUGUCGCGAACCCAUGGGUAUGA